Messenger RNA from Aspergillus bombycis, 846 nucleotides. RefSeq names its product isoflavone reductase family protein. The coding region runs from base 1 to 846 and encodes 281 amino acids. The record is from RefSeq and is a predicted model, not a curated record. The transcript is spliced from 3 exons. Lineage: Eukaryota; Fungi; Ascomycota; Eurotiomycetes; Eurotiales; Aspergillaceae.
AUGACUUCGUUCAAACCCAAAAACAUCCUGCUCUUCGGCGCCACCGGGAACAUUGGCUCCUACAUUUUAGACGCCAUUCUUGCCGCACGGGAGGAAUUCGACCGGGUCGCUAUCUUCACUUCGCUGGCCACCGCGGCUGCCAAGAAAGAUUUCCUGGAUGAUUUGAAACGCUCCAAGAAUGUUGAGGUACUCGUCGGGGACUUGCAGCAGGAUGAAGAUGCCGUGAAGAAGGCGUACGAAGGAAUUGAUACCGUCAUCUCGGCUUUGGGUCGGGGCGCAAUAGCUUCCCAAAUCCCUCUCAUCCGUCUCGCCGACGCCUCUCCUACUGUGAAAUGGUUCUUCCCCUCCGAAUAUGGCACCGAUAUUAAGUACUCCCCUGCGUCGGCGCAGGAACAGCCGCAUCAACAGAAAUUAAAGGUACGGGCAUUCUUGGAGAAUGAGAACCCCACCGAAGGGACGGUAUCCGAUUUAGCGUACACGUAUGUCGUGACAGGCCCAUAUUCCGACAUGUAUGUUCAUUUUGCUGGUAAUCCGAUCGCGGGUGGGUGGGACGUGAAGGGCAAGAAAGCGACCCUGCUAGGAGAAGCUGGCAGCGCGAGGGUGAGUUUGACCACGAUGACAGAUGUUGGAACGCUCGUGCUGGCGGCGUUACGACACCCCUCCGUGGCUUUCAACCGCGCACUCAAGGUCAAUUCAUUCACCACAACACCGGCCGACAUUCAUGCCGAGUUUGUGCGUCAGACAGGUGGCCAGCCGUGGCCUGAUGUUCAGUACACCUCGCUCUCCCAAUUGCGUGAGGCGGAAUCCGAGCCUGGACGGCAGGCAAACCCGACGCGACGGUACUGA